Photinus pyralis (common eastern firefly) is the source of this 4479-nucleotide messenger RNA. RefSeq names its product facilitated trehalose transporter Tret1-like. The transcript has 9 exons. The coding region runs from base 3031 to 4098 and encodes 355 amino acids. Gene Ontology annotation, cellular component: membrane. NCBI's taxonomy places the organism in Eukaryota, Metazoa, Arthropoda, Insecta, Coleoptera, Lampyridae. Gene Ontology annotation, biological process: transmembrane transport. Gene Ontology annotation, molecular function: transmembrane transporter activity. The record is from RefSeq and is a predicted model, not a curated record.
AAAACCUAAUUGCGAGUAGCCGGUAGAAUGUCUGAAACUGAUCUAAGAAAAUUUCCAUCUCUGUCACAGAUGAAAAAUUCUUACCUCAGCCCAGAUUCGAACACCCGUCCUCUGGCUAUGUAGCCCAACGCUCUACCACUGAGACACAUAGACGAAUUACUGAAUAUUUUUUGAAACGAGUUGGUUAGAAGAUUCUGUGGAGGGUUUACGAAAAGGCUUAUAGCAAAAUUGUUAGUAAAACCUCCAAAAGAGUUUAAGAAGUCAUUUUGUACGAACGCCUUCCACCAUCCUCCUAUAAUUUCCACCACUUCCUAGCGUUCACGCGAGCUCAAAACGGCGAUUUUUUCAUUACGUAUCAUUUUGUUUAUAGCAAGACAAUGAUACAACACCUUCGCGUUGAUCGCGUAUGUCGACGGGCAGGUUUGGUUAUCAUCAUCGGCUCAAAGUAUUCAUUUUAAUUAAUGCUUUUUUAGCCAAUGCUUCCUGAUGACUGUUUAUCUAAAGCUUAUGAAAUGGACGAAAUUUGGCACCGUUAACCGUCGGCCGAUCUAGUCAUAAAAGUUGAUUCUGAAUUUUAGGGUGCAGAGGUGAGUAUGAGUGGCCGUCGUUCACAGCUAUCUCUCCAGAUCUGGCACCACAUCACUCUUAGUUUCAAGAAAAUCAAAAUGACAUCUAAGAAAGUUCAUGGUAAUUGUCACUUAUUUCUUGUUUAUAUAGUCUAUCACUGAUGAUAGCGAAAUAUUUUAAAAGUGGUUAAACGAGAAAUUAGGUAAUCAAAUGUGCGGUUUUGUGAUUCGCAAAUCAUUUGUUUACCGCUCUACUACCUUAUUUUUUACUAGGUCCCGCAUACUCGUAACAGUGCUACAUCAUAGUGAAGACAUAACUCAUUAACUCCAUCAUCAAUGUAAUGUGAAAAAACAUUGAUUCAGUUUUCACACGUUGGCUUAUCUUCUUCACCCUUCUCAAGAUCUAAGGUGUGUCGCUUGUAUAUUUUUUGGAUCAAAUCCAACGUUAAUUGGAGAAGUUAAUGUUGUAAUAAUCAAAGAAGGCUAACUGAAAAUCUUCUUUGGCGCUUCAGUUGGUGGUCGGAACCCAAAACUUGAUAUUGUUCUAUUUUUUAAAUUUAUUUUUGAAUUUUUCAGCACCAGUUAUAAUUCAUAUACAAAACUAUACCCCGCAAAUUUAGAGUUUCACUCAAUAACGCUACUUCGUGGAACACAAAGUAAGUGAAUCGACUGUUCAUUUUUUUGCAAGGAGAAAGUGAGUUCACCAUAAAUAGUGAAAGAUUGCCCAGGGGAUUUUCAUCUAAAAUCGCUUACAGAAUGCGCCUUUAUUUCCUGCCGCAGAUCUUUUCGUCAACUGCAGUCGCGUCGUUUUGUUUUUUAAAUGGACCGGAACUCACUUAUUUAUCAAUCUUGAUUCCGUAUUUUUCUAAAACUAACGACACGCAGGUUGAGCAAUCGUUCGCUAUGAGCGACAAUCAGAAAUCAUGGUUGUGGAUGGAAGAUAAAAAACCACAAACUGGUGUUUCGAAGGUCUUAGUCCGCAACGAAUAAAUCAAAAGAGAUGACUGCAAAAACCAAAAGGGUGCUAAAAAAAUGUCUCCUAAGAUGACCAAUUUCAAGAAAAAAUACGUAGAGGAGAAGGCCCUUAAAAGGAUUUGUAAGAACAAAUGGUAGGAUUUACAGAAAAACUUGACUUUCCAGGAACAUCACCAAAAGAAUCCGAAGAAGAUUCGUAAAGGCAGGUUUCAGCCAAGCUUUUGAAACGAAAUGGUAAGAAGAUUCUGUAGAGGGUUUACGGAAAGGCAAAAUUGCUAGGAAAUUGCUAAGAAGUAACUUGUACCAUUGCCUUCCACAAUUUUCUUAUAUUUCCACACUAGCGUUCACGCCAGCCCAAAAGGGUGUUUUUUUUUUCAUUAUUGGUCAUUUUAUUUGGGUGGGUGCAGUUACAUGAUUGGAGGAAGCGUGGUCUUUUGAUUUGAGUGUAGUUUUGUUUGAAAGUACUGGUCGACCAAAAAAUCACAAAAUCUAAAUUUGUUGCUUGCGUUUUUAAUCUAAGUGAGGGGUCUCUAGAAGUAGUGGCGUUUUUUGAGAAUCUAUCGUCCAGUUUCUUUGUCAUAAAUUAGGGAUCGCUUAUUGAAAUCCAAAGCUAGUAUUAAAUAUCAGUGGCCGCCAUUGAGCAUUAUCGGGUAUUUAGACCUCUAUCGAGAAUUAAUGAUAACGAAUGCAGAGGCGAAAUGAUCUAACUGGCACACUUAGCUUCAAGAACAUGCAAAUAAGCUCUAAGAAAGUUUAUGAUAAUUAUCACUAAUUUAUUGUUUAUAUAGUCUAUCUCUGAUAGCGAAAUCUUUACAAAGUAGUAAAAUGAGAAAUUAGGUAAUCAAUUGUGCGGUUUUGUGAUUCUCAAAUCAGUGAUUUGCUGCUCUACUUUCUUAUUUUUCACGAGGUCUCGCAUAGUCGUAAUAGUGCUACAUCAUAGUGAAGACUGUAAGUAUACGAUAUCGUAAUAGCAUUUUCAGAGGCAAAAACAAAAUUAUCUAUUUUAAAUUGGCAAAAUUACAGUUAACUUUAGUUAUAAAAAACACUAAAAUCAUGUGGUUUCAGCUCUCAUAGCGAUGACUAUUCUCAUUAACUGCAUUAUCAAUGCACAUUCCUACCUUUGACAUUCAUGUGAAGCAACAGAUUUAGUUUUCACACGUUGCCGUAUCUUCUUCACUCUUCUCAAUAUCUAAGUUGUGCCGAUUGUUCAUCUAUCUUGGAUCAAAUCCAACGUUAGUUGGAGAAGUUAAUGUUAUACCCUGUUUCGUGCGUAGAAAAUAAUCAAAGAAGGCUAACUGAAAAUCCUCUUUGGCGCUCUAAUUGGCGCUCGAAACCCAAAACUCUUGAUAUUUUGUAUUUUUCAGCACCACUCAUAAUUCAUAUACAAAACUAUACUCCACAAAGUCUUUUUUGUACGGAGAAAGUCUAGGAGAAAGUGGUCUGAGUGCAGCAUUCGACCAGGGGCUUUUCAUCUAAAAUCGCUUACAGAAUGCGCCUUUAUUUCCUGCCGCAGAUCCUUUCGUCAAUUGCAGUCGCGUCGUUUUGUUUUUUAAAUGGUCUGGAACUCAGUUACUUAUCAAUCUUGAUUCCUUAUUUUUCUAAAACUAACGACACGCAGGUUGAGGAAUCGUUCACUAUGAGCGACAACGAGAAAUCAUGGUUGUUAUCUAUUGGUUCAAUAGUUAAGCCGCUAGGCUGCAUUCUGGCGGGAUUAGUUAUAGACCAUAUCGGGAGGUUAAACACGCUGAGAGUUGCGAUGUUGCCAUGGUCAAUUGGAUGGUUAAUAAUCGCGAAUGCGUCGAGUUUCCUGAUAAUUGGGACAGGAUACACGAUUUUAAUUUUCUCUUUUCCAUGGCUAGUGAUCACUGCCGUCACGUAUAUUACCGAAAUUAGUUCACCUAGCGUAAGAGGUAUGCUGGUAAACCUUAAAACCAUCUUCUGGGGUUUGGGAAGCAUGGCCACGUUUUUACUAGGUGCUUUUCUUCAUUGGCGAACUAUAGCUUGGAUAAACUGCUUAUUGCCACUUGGACCGCUGAUUCUAUCACUGUUACUUAAAGAGAGUAUGCUGUGGCUUGUAACUAGAGGACGUUUUGACGAAGCAAAGAAGUCGCUGGUGUAUUUUAAUCGAUAUCGAAGCACAUCAAAAGAUGAAAACUUUGAAAGCGUGAUUGAUCGUAAGCUACUUAUGAUCCAAACACUCCACGAUCGAUAUCGAUCAACUAAUUUAAACCUACUUCAGCAAAUGAAAUUCUUCCUUCAACCCUCCGGGUACAAGAGAGUACUCAUGGUUGCUGGUUUAGACUUCUUCCACACCCUUGCAGGAUCAAUUAUAGUGUUUAGCAACAUUAUAAUUUUCUUCAAUGGUUUCAGUACUACGAUAAAUCCGUACGCUGUUGGCAUUUAUUUAGGAUUGACUAAGUUGGUCAUGACAUUUUGUAACACCUGGUUGUUAAAAACCUUUAGGUUUCGAUUGAUUUUAAUCGCAAGUUACCUAAUUAUCUCCGGGUGCCUGCUAACUUUCGGACUAUACAUGGACUUCAAUCCAAAAGUUCAAUAGUAGCGGGUCCAUAUUCUGUUGCUGUCGUAAUUACUCCAUCAAUUUACCCCACUCACAUACGUGGAACAGGCCAGUCGCUCUCAAGCAUCUUAGGCCACAUGCUCGAGUUUUUUGCCAUACAGUCCUAUUACGCGAUCAAAAAGGUUGUAAAGCACUCUCAUAUCAUGUACUUUAUGUCAUUUUCUUCGCUAAUAGCAUGCGCAUAUAUUUACAGUUGGGUCGUGGAAACUCGUCAAAAAACCUUUUUGGAAAUUGAAGAUCAUUUCGUCAAAAACGAUAAUAAGAGCAGUCUGCGGUCUGUAGAGGAACGAGACUCUUGAAACAAAUUGUGGGUAUAUUUGCGCAUUCGCUAUAAUCGUUGAUAAAUAAUGUAAUACUAGA